GGCGGCGGCGGCGGCGGCGGCGGCGGCGGCGGCGGCAGCAGGCGGCAGGCGGCGAGCACCCGGCCUCCUGCUUCUCGCUCCGAGGCUGCGGGACGGACGCUCCCGGGAACUCCCUCGCCCGCGGCCGGCCGCGUUCGGACGGCGCUCGCCGGCGGCCGGGCGGUCCCAGCAUGUCGGCCGCCGUGGCGUGCCUGGACUACUUCGCCGCCGAGUGCCUGGUGUCCAUGUCCGCGGGCGCCGUGGUUCACCGCCGCCCGCCGGACCCCGAGGGCGCGGGUGGAGCCGCAGGCUCGGAGGUGGGUGCGGCGCCGCCGGAGUCCGCUCUGCCGGGUCCGGGGCCACCGGGGCCCGCGUCGGUCCCCCCGCUCCCGCAGGUCCCCGCCCCCAGCCCCGGCGCGGGCGGCGCCGCGCCCCACCUGCUGGCUGCAAGCGUCUGGGCGGACUUGCGCGGCAGCUCUGGCGAGGGCUCCUGGGAGAACUCGGGGGAAGCUCCACGCGCCUCGUCCGGCUUCUCCGACCCGAUCCCGUGCUCCGUCCAGACCCCGUGCUCCGAGCUGGCUCCCGCCUCCGGCGCCGCGGCGGUCUGCGCUCCCGAGAGCUCCUCCGAUGCGCCCGCCGUCCCAAGCGCGCCUGCUGCCCCGGGCGCACCAGCAGCCUCUGGUGGGUUCUCCGGAGGGGCCCUAGGGGCAGGCCCCGCCCCCGCCGCGGAUCAGGUGCCCCGGAGGAGGCCUGUCACACCUGCUGCCAAGCGCCACCAAUGCCCCUUCCCGGGCUGCACCAAAGCCUAUUACAAGUCGUCGCACCUCAAGUCCCACCAGCGCACCCACACGGGUGAGCGCCCUUUCUCCUGCGACUGGCUCGACUGCGACAAGAAGUUUACGCGUUCCGACGAGCUGGCCCGCCACUACAGGACGCACACGGGCGAGAAGCGCUUCUCCUGCCCCCUCUGCCCCAAGCAGUUCUCCCGGAGCGACCACCUGACCAAGCAUGCUCGCCGCCACCCAACCUAUCAUCCAGAUAUGAUCGAGUACCGGGGACGUCGUCGAACUCCCCGCAUCGACCCGCCACUCACCAGCGAGGUGGAAAGCUCCGCCUCCGGCUCCGGUCCCGGCCCGGCGCCCAGCUUCACCACCUGCCUGUAGGACAGUCAUUGCUGUCAGUCUUACCCUCAAGGAUGAUCCCCCAGGCCGUUGUCCCUGCUUUCUCUCUGCCCAUCCUUCUUUCCCAGAGUCAUUACACCAAGGCACAGACUGGUUCCUCUGCUCUGAGGGUGGGUCCAGGCAGACAUGUGGACUCUGGGGAGGUACUGGGGGCCGGAAAAUAGCGGGAAUUCUUGCAACGUGUAUAUCAUCCUAAAAGUGGGGGUUGCCUCAAGACAGCCCCCAGGAACUGAUAAGAAGGGAUGAACUCCCGUACUCUCCAGAGUACUGAAGAUUCUCCCCUCCCUGGAACCAGGGAUGUGAAACUGGAAUUCUCAGAUGCCUGAGGAGCUCCCAGUCUCAAAGGACUCUGGUGUCUCACCCAUCCACCAGGGCGGACCUUGGAGAGGGUGUCAGGGGUGGCAGUCUUGGAAAUGUCCAGGACUGGGAUGGUGAGAGGCCUUUGGAAACAGAAAUUAUUUCUAUUUCUGUAAA
This is a messenger RNA of Pan troglodytes (chimpanzee), 1634 nucleotides long. RefSeq names its product KLF transcription factor 14 (gene KLF14). The record is from RefSeq and is a predicted model, not a curated record. The transcript has a single exon. Bases 171 to 1142 code for a protein of 323 amino acids. Gene Ontology annotation, biological process: regulation of transcription by RNA polymerase II. NCBI's taxonomy places the organism in Eukaryota, Metazoa, Chordata, Mammalia, Primates, Hominidae. Gene Ontology annotation, molecular function: RNA polymerase II cis-regulatory region sequence-specific DNA binding; DNA-binding transcription factor activity, RNA polymerase II-specific.